Molecule: messenger RNA, 505 nt
Organism: Saprolegnia parasitica CBS 223.65
Lineage: Eukaryota; Oomycota; Saprolegniomycetes; Saprolegniales; Saprolegniaceae
Exons: 4
Coding region: 26-505 (159 amino acids)
Source: RefSeq, a predicted model, not a curated record
AGCGUAUCUUGAAGAGCCGUCGGCAAUGAGCUGGGCUGCGCCGACCGAGCCUGCCGUCCUGAGCAUUGCGGGUGCGACCUAUCCCGUUUUCUUCACCUACGGCCAGGAGGACAGAAGCCUCCAGAUCACGAUUGUGUGCGUGUCAACGAGCACUGAGUUUACGACGACGCUGCCCGCGACGACCGUCGAGAUCCUUGCCUCCGCUGCCAAGUGCGACGCCGCGUCUCAUGCGUUCCAGGCGUUCCUCAUCGACCAUGUUCGAUUGCGCGUUGACGGACGCACCCGCGCGUUCUUCCUCAGCAGCACGCGCUUCCACGACCGCCAUUUCGACGCUGGGCGCGUCACUGACGCCGAGCACGGAUCGGGGAAGCGCCUUGUGCGCCAGUUUGACGAUGUGGUGCGGUCGCUUGCCGACCAGCGCACUGUACGUGUCUUCUUCGUGAGGGUGUUCUGGCGGACGAGUGCGAUCGUUGCCCUAGCUUCAAGAGCGCAUCAUGUGGAGUAA